AUGAUAACAAAUGCUCUGGAAACUCAAAAUGACGCAGCCGCAACUUACCAGCGCAUUUCCGAAUAUGCUCGUUGUCACCGAGAAGAAGGAUCCUCGAUAGCCAACAAACGAAGUUACCGCCUUAAUGUUGCAAGCACUCAUCCCUUCAAUUGUGUUAGCCUGAAUAAUUUGAUGUGGUUUGCAAAUGAUGCACAUGGUAGCCAACAUACUACAAUCCCUCAGAAGAGCCCGUUGCUUUGGAGAAAUCAAUGGAGGAUUCAGAGACUCAUCGAACGUGAGCAUUUCCAUUAUCCAGUCGUCGAACUUGGUCCUAUAAUAGUUUCGUUGAUUUCAAUGGAAACGAAGGAAGAUACACGUUGCAAUCUUCGUGUGGAAAGUAAUGGAACAACCUGGUAA
Necator americanus (New World hookworm) is the source of this 396-nucleotide messenger RNA. RefSeq lists its product as uncharacterized. The record is from RefSeq and is a predicted model, not a curated record. Bases 1 to 396 code for a protein of 131 amino acids. The transcript has 4 exons. Lineage: Eukaryota; Metazoa; Nematoda; Chromadorea; Rhabditida; Ancylostomatidae.